UUGAAGGAAUCUGCAGUUCGUGUGCCCUUACAAUUGUAUUUUACACACACAGUUCUCAGCAGCUUGGUCAGUGUAGUAGAGGACAGUAGAGGAGGAGGAUAGAGAGAAGCAGAGGAGGACAUACCAGAGGGAGAAAGAGAGAGGGAGCUCUGCAGCAGGAUCCCCACCGUGCUGAGCACAGGACUGCGUGACUGGUCUGUGCUGGGUGAGGGGGAGGGGAGGCAUAUCAGUGCAACACAGCCUUACUGGAUGAGUAGCAGCAGUAACACUAGCAGCAUCUCAUUUGUGGCUGCUGGGGGCUCGGUCUCACACACACAGGCGCUCCCAGCGCCACCGUAACACAUACGCAGUGGCAGCCACAGCCGUCGUUAGAGCCUGGGCUGGGGCAGGGACGGGGACCGCUACUGUGACGACUGGAGCUACGGCGAUAGCAGCUGCUGCACCAUGGCACAAGCCGCCAAGCAGCUACGCAAGAACAAGGACCUAGCGGAGCUCGCAGCUCAGGAGCUGAAGGAUAAGGAGGAGGAGAAGAACAAGAAGAGGAAUCGAUCGAGGGACCGAAGACGCAAGGCGGAUGCUGCCACCAGUUUCCUCCGUGCGGCCCGUUCAGGGAACCUGGACAAGGCUCUGGACCACAUCAAGAAUAAAAUAGACAUCAACACAUCCAAUCAGAAUGGGCUCAACGGUUUGCAUCUGGCCUCGAAAGAAGGCCACGUCAAGAUGGUCCUGGGGCUACUACACGCUGGCAUUGUCCUGGAGACCACAACUAAGAAAGGGAACACUGCCCUCCAUAUCGCUGCGUUGGCAGGCCAGGAGAGAGUGGUGGCUGAGCUUGUCAACUAUGGAGCCAACGUCAAUUGCCAGUCACAGAAAGGCUUCAGUCCCCUAUACAUGGCUGCACAAGAGAACCACUUAGAUGUAGUAAAGUUUCUGCUAGAGAACGGAGCCAAUCAGAGCCUUCCAACAGAGGAUGGGUUCACGCCACUGGCGGUGGCUCUUCAGCAGGGUCAUGAGAACGUGGUGGCCCUGCUCAUCAACUACGGCACCAAGGGCAAGGUCCGUCUGCCCGCCUUGCACAUCGCUGCACGCAACGACGACACACGCACUGCCGCAGUGCUGCUGCAGAACGACCCUAACCCUGACGUCCUCAGCAAGACUGGCUUCACUCCUCUCCACAUUGCGGCUCACUAUGAGAACCUGAGUGUGGCCCAACUGCUAAUAAACAGAGGCGCCAAUGUCAACUUUACCCCCAAGAAUGGUAUCACCCCCCUACACAUAGCCUCCAGGAGGGGUAAUGCGAUCAUGGUUCGACUUUUGCUGGACAGAGGGGCCCAGAUAGACGCCAUGACCAAGGAUGAGCUGACCCCUCUGCACUGUGCGGCCAGGAACGGUCAUGUCAGGAUCAUCGAUCUCCUGCUGGACCUGGGGGCUCCCAUCCAUGCCAAGACCAAGAAUGGCCUGUCCCCCAUCCACAUGGCAGCCCAGGGAGACCACAUGGACUGUGUGAGGCAGCUCCUCCAGUACAACGCCGAGAUCGAUGACAUCACGCUGGACCACCUGACCCCUCUACACGUGGCGGCCCACUGUGGUCACCACCGCAUGGCCAAAGUGCUGCUGGACAAGGGGGCCAAGGCCAACGCACGUGCACUGAACGGGUUCACUCCCCUCCACAUUGCCUGUAAGAAGAACCACAUGCGCUCCAUGGACCUUCUGCUGAAACACUCUGCCUCCCUGGAGGCCGUCACAGAGUCUGGUCUGACUCCUCUUCAUGUAGCAGCCUUCAUGGGGCACCUGAACAUCGUGAAGAACCUGCUCCAUAGAGGAGCUUCACCCAACGCCUCCAAUGUGAAAGUGGAGACGCCCCUCCACAUGGCAUCCAGGGCAGGCCACUGUGAGGUGGCUCUGUUCCUGUUGCAGAACACAGCACAGGUGGAUGCCAAGGCUAAGGAUGACCAGACCCCUCUCCACUGUGCGGCCCGUAUGGGACAUAAGGAGCUGGUCAAGCUGCUCCUGGAGCACAAGGCCAAUCCCGACUCUGCUACCACCGCUGGCCACACCCCCUUACACAUCGCCGCCCGCGAGGGACACACCCACACCAGCCGCAUCCUCCUGGACGGGGCGGCCCAACAAACCAAGAUGACAAAGAAAGGCUUCACUCCUCUCCAUGUGGCCUGUAAGUACGGCAAGCUGGAUGUGGUUGAGCUGCUGCUGGAGAGAGGAGCCAACCCCAACGCGGCUGGAAAGCAGAAUGGCCUGACUCCUUUACAUGUGGCCGUCCAUCACAACAAUCUGGAGGUGGCCAAGCUGCUGGUUAGCAAGGGAGGCAACGCACACAGCACUGCCAGGAAUGGCUACACUCCCCUGCACAUUGCAGCCAAGCAGAACCAGGUGGAGGUGGCUGGCUGCCUGCUGCAGUACGGAGCCUCUGCCAACGCUGAGUCCCUCCAGGGGGUCACGCCCCUCCACCUGGCCUCCCAGGAGGGCCGGCCAGACAUGGUGGCCCUGCUCAUCUCCAAACAGGCUAAUGUCAACCUGGGGAACAAGAAUGGACUGACCCCUCUGCACCUGGUGGCCCAGGAAGGUCACGUAGGGAUAGCAGACACCCUGGUCAAACAGGGGGCAUCAGUCUACGCAGCCUCACGGAUGGGCUACACAGCGCUUCACGUGGCCUGUCACUAUGGCAACAUCAAGAUGGUGAAGUUCCUCCUGCAGCAGCAGGCUCAUGUGAACAGCAAGACCAGAGUGGGCUACACUCCCCUGCAUCAGGCCGCCCAGCAGGGUCAUACUGACAUCGUUACCCUGCUGCUCAAACACGGAGCCCAGCCCAACGACAUCACCACUAAUGGGACUUCUCCUCUGGGCAUCGCCAAGCGUCUGGGUUACAUCUCUGUCAUUGAUGUGCUGAAGUUGGUCACAGAGGAGGCUGUUUCCGUGAUCACCACAGAGAAACAUCGGAUGAGUUUCCCUGAGACAGUGGAUGAGAUAUUGGACGUUUCAGAGGAUGAGGGCAUUGCAGCGCUAACAUUAGGUGAUGAGUUGCUGGGGAUGGAUGGUGCUCGCCACCUGAAGCUUGACGACCUCAAGGACCAGGAUGAUGAAUUCCUGUCCCCUAAGAAGACCCUGAGAGACUUUGAGGGUGGACUGGGUACCACGCCAUACUCUCCUGCUAUUCCCAGAAUCCCAUGCGUAUCCCCUGAGACCGUCCUGCUGGAGGGGCACACCCCUGUCCCCCUGCCUAAGGACUAUGAUGAGGACUCUCUGAUCCCCAGCAGUCCUGCUACAGAGACCUCUGACAACGUCAGCCCAGUGGCCAGCCCUAUACACACAGGGUUCCUGGUCAGUUUCAUGGUGGAUGCCCGGGGGGGCUCCAUGCGUGGCAGCAGACACCACGGGCUGCGUGUCAUCAUCCCCCCUCGGACCUGUGCUGCCCCUACCCGCAUCACCUGUCGUCUGGUCAAACCCCAGAAACUCACCACCCCUCCCCCGCUAGUGGAGGGAGAGGGCCUGGCCAGCCGUAUCAUCUCCCUGGGGCCCUCCAGUAUGCAGUUCUUAGAGCCAGUGAUAGUGGAGAUUCCGCACUUUGCUGCUCUGGGUCGAGGGGACCGGGAGCUGGUGGUUCUGCGCAGUGAGAACGGCUCUGUCUGGAAGGAGCAUCGCAAUCGCUAUGGCGACGAGGUGCUGGAGACCAUUUUGAAUGGCAUGGAUGAAGACCUGGAGAGUCACGAGGAGUUGGAGAAGAAGAGAAUCCGCCGAAUCAUCUCCACUGACUUCCCCCUCUACUUCGCUGUGGUGUCCCGCGUCCAGCAGGAGAGCGACCUGAUUGGCCCAGAGGGAGGUCAGCUGACCAGUAACCUGGUCCCUCAUGUCCAGGCCAUCUUCCCUGAGACAGCGGUCACCAAGAGAGUUCGGCUGGGGCUGCAGGCUCAGCCGAUCCCAGACGAGCUGCUGACUCAACAGCUUGGUAACCAAGCGACCUUCAGUCCAGUGGUCACGGUAGAGCCACGACGACGCAAGUUCCACCGGCCAAUCGGAUUACGUAUCCCACUGCCCCCUUCUUGGAGGGAGAGUCCACGUGACGCUGGGGAGGGGGACACCACCAGCCUGCGCCUACUCUGCAGUGUCAUUGGUGGAACAGCACCUGCCCAAUGGGAGGAUAUAACUGGCACCACCAAGCUGAUGUACGCCAACAACUGCGCCAACUUCACCACCAACGUCUCCGCAAGGUUCUGGCUGGCAGACUGCCCUCGCACGGCCGAGGCGGUGACCUUCGCCAACCUGCUGUACCGGGAGCUGAUGGCAGUGCCCUACAUGGCCAAGUUUGUGAUAUUCGCAAAAAUGAACGAGGCGCGCGAGGGCCGCCUACGCUGCUACUGCAUGACCGAUGACAAGAUGGACAAAACCCUGGAGCUGCAUGAGAACUUCAGUGAGGUGGCACGGAGCCGGGAUAUAGAGGUGAUGGAGGGCAUGCCGCUGCACCUGGAGUGCUCUGGGAACCUGGUGCCUGUGAGGAAGGCCACUCAGCAGCCACGUAGCUUCAGCUUCCAAGCCUUCAGAGACAACAGACUGCCUGUCUCGGUCAAGGUUAGAGACAGCAAUAAGGAGGCAUCUGGGUUCCUUUCUUUCCUACGGAAGUCUACCAAGUAUGAGGACUCCCAGCAUGUGCUGUGUAACCUCAACAUCACCAUGCCACCCUGUGUCAAGGUUGUGGGGAGUGAGGAGCGCAGGCGAACUCUGACCCCACUGGCCCUGAGGGAGCGCUACAGCAUGCUGAACGAGCCCGGUCUCAUGAAUGCCAUGGAGAGGACAGAGCUCAAGAUCUCCCUCAUAUCUGAACAGCUGGGCUUGAGCUGGGCAGAGUUGGCGCGGGAGCUGCAUUUUGGUGUGGAUGACAUUAACAGAAUCAGGGUGGAGAAUCCUAACUCCCUCCUGGACCAGAGUUCAGCCCUGCUCAACCUGUGGGCCGGCCGGGAGGGCAAGAGGGCCAAGAUGGAGAGUGUGUAUGGGGCUCUCAAAAACAUUGACCGUUCAGACAUUGUGAGUUCAGUGGAGAGCCAGCCACAGGCAGAGGCCGGGGCCUCAGAGGAUGGGGCCUGCAGACUGGCCGACAGCGACUCCACCCUGCUCUCCCCCAGUGUUAUCAAUGAGAUCACGGACACAGGUCGUCCACCUGUAGUCUACAAGCCAAGAGUUAUUGGGCACCCAUUUUUCAGAAGGGGUUACGGGCUGGUGCAGGAGGAGCUGCUCUCCCCGGCCUCCUUGCAGUACAGCCUGCCCUCUCCACUGGGUGCUGAGCCCUACUGGCAGGAGGUCUCCAGCCUGGAGUGUGCCCCAAUCGCCACCACCGAAGAAGACAUCCUGAUGGAAAUGUCUGACGUGCAGGUGUGGCCCUCGGGGGUCAGCCCCUCCCUGGUCACAGUGGAGGACUCAUCCCUGGAUGGCAGCAGCCGGGCUGAUGACUCAGAGGGGGCCACCCUGACCCUUCCCUUCAGCCUGGGGCGCCCCAGCAGUGGGGCAAGCUGGGCCAGUGGCUCCAUCAUGGGGCUGGAGGAGGAAGAGGAAGGGGAGGUAGAAGAGGUGCGGCAGGAGCCAGCAGACAGGGACAGGGUGAGGGCCAGUGGUGCGGUGCCAAAGGUCAACCUGAAUGGCCAGCUGGGAGGUCAGAGGUCGGAGGGCAGGAGGGUGGAGGUAGCAGCAUCAGUGGCGGGCAGCAGUGUGACUGGAGGAGGAGGAGGAGGAGGGCAGAGUUCAGAGGAAGGGCUUUCUGUUGUUUCAGGACAGCAGGUCUAUGCCCAGCUGUGUGAGAUGUCAGGACUGAGCCGAACCAUGGAGCACAACGGAGACAACAGGGUGUUGGGAGGAAGUGCAUUCCAGCCAUACCUACCCGACAAGGACUCCCUGCAUGGCUGGGCGGGGUUGCAGACACCCAGGCUGCCCCGGCAGAGUGUGGAGACGCUGAUAUUGUUACCAGGGUCACGCGAAGCCCAGGAGGCUAUCUUAACGCCGAUUAAUGUUGAUAAAGAGGACUGUGCUGUUGAGUUUCUGGCUGAGGAGCAGUUUGUGGACGAACAUGGAAAAGUCGUCGCUAGAAAUGUGGGGGUGGAUGUGAGGAAGGGUGUUCAGUCAGUGAAGCGUACCAGUCUGCGGAGAGUAAAACACUGAAACACACAUACCCAGUCCUCACGGACCCAACAUCCACUGCCAAACUACCCUCCACAAACACAAAGUCAGGUAACAGAGGGAAAUGAGGAAAAGAUUGAGAGGAGAGAAGAGGGAAUGAAGACUGAUAGAAAGACUAAGAUCUGCAAACAACAAAUACAAACACAAAAUCAUCUGCAGAACGACCCUGGAGUUCCACAGCAAGAGGAAAAGAGACAGAGAUCUACUUGUAGUUUUUUAACAUUUUUUUUAAGAAAAAGAUACUAAACUAGAGUAGAGCAUGAUUUUUUUUCUAUGAAAAACAUGACAAAAUCCAACCCCCAAAAAAUGCAACAAAAAAGUGCUUCCUGUCAACUGUAACCGCAUGAUUGACUGAUGGUGCAUGACCUUUGAACUGUCAUUAUCUACAAACUGAAGGGGUACAAGGUACACGGCCGGCCCAGCACUGGGUCAGGGGUGAGUUUAAGGAUACCUUUUCCCCCAAAAGGGAGUGGUUUGUGUAAGCAAGUUGAGUCUGGUAACACCAAAAAAGUGAAGUAUUUUUUCCCCACAACUGAUUGGUACGAUACAGCGAAGCCAAUGCUGAGCCUACCAAUGCUUCAUUCACUUGGACCCUAUUUCCCUGUUAUUCUAUGUGAUAUAUUCUCUAUGCUUUGUGGAUGUGUGUCUGUAUGUGUACCUUUACU
This is a messenger RNA of Oncorhynchus kisutch (coho salmon), 6842 nucleotides long. It is a transcript of the gene ank1b, whose product is annotated as ankyrin 1, erythrocytic b. Gene Ontology annotation, molecular function: protein binding. Gene Ontology annotation, biological process: signal transduction. The record is from RefSeq and is a predicted model, not a curated record. The transcript is spliced from 44 exons. The coding region runs from base 445 to 6159 and encodes 1904 amino acids. Lineage: Eukaryota; Metazoa; Chordata; Actinopteri; Salmoniformes; Salmonidae.